This is a messenger RNA of Hyla sarda, 2470 nucleotides long. RefSeq names its product KH domain containing 4, pre-mRNA splicing factor (gene KHDC4). Gene Ontology annotation, cellular component: nucleus. The record is from RefSeq and is a predicted model, not a curated record. The transcript has 13 exons. NCBI's taxonomy places the organism in Eukaryota, Metazoa, Chordata, Amphibia, Anura, Hylidae. Gene Ontology annotation, molecular function: RNA binding. The coding region runs from base 130 to 2013 and encodes 627 amino acids.
ACUGACGCCGCUCACGUGACUCGAAGGGCGUGACCAUUGGCCUGUCAGAGGGCGUGGUCUACCAACUGACGUCCGUGCGUGUUGACGUAGCUGGAAGACGACAAGAAGGCGGAGGAUUGUGCGGUCGCCAUGUCAGCGAUGAGCGCACAGACCGGCGGACGGAGAAGCAAAUGGGACCAGCCGGGCCCUGUGGCUGCCACCCUGCUCCUGCCCGGGGUGAUGCCAGUGAUACCAACUGUAGGCACAACCAUGUACAUGCCGCCUGCAGAGGAGAAGCUGCCGACCAGCACAAGCGAGACAGUCAGUGCACCCUCCGGGGCCCUCGACGCUGCUGCUGCCGUGGCGGCUAAAAUCAAUGCCAUGCUGAUGGCCAAGGGGAAGAUCAAACCUGCCCAGAACACUCCAGACAAGGUCCCGGUAGCAGGAAAGCCUCCAGCUGCAACCAAAAGCAAAGACGAUCUUGUGGUGGCCGAAGUGGAGAUCAAUGACGUGCCGCUGACCUGCCGGAACCUGCUGACCAGAGGGCAGACACAGGAUGAGAUCAGCCGGCUGAGCGGGGCAGCUGUGUCCACAAGGGGGCGAUACAUGACCCCGGAGGAAAAAGCCAAAGUGGGGCCUGGAGAUCGGCCGCUCUAUCUACAUGUUCAGGGUCAGACCAGGGAACUUGUGGACCGUGCAGUGAACCGAAUCAAGGAAAUAAUUACCAAUGGAGUAGUGAAAGCAGCCACUGGUUCCAGUCCAACCUUCAAUGGCGCCACUGUGACUGUAUAUCACCAACCAGCCACCGUGACACCGGUAGCGCCUGUGGCACCUCCCAAGCCACCCUUUCAGUCUGGGUUACAUUACGUCCAGGACAAGUUAUUUGUGGGGCUGGAGCACGCCGUAAUCACUUUCAACGUGAAGGAGAAGGUGGAAGGGCCGGGUUGUUCUUACCUUCAGCACAUCCAGAUGGAAACUGGAGCUAAAGUGUUCCUCAGAGGAAAAGGUUCGGGUUGCAUUGAGCCGGCAUCUGGACGGGAAGCCUUUGAGCCCAUGUACAUCUAUAUCAGCCACCCAAAGCCUGAAGGCCUGGCAGCUGCCAAGAAGCUGUGCGAGAAUCUCCUACAGACAGUUCACACGGAGUAUUCCAGGUUUGUCAAUCAGAUCAGCUCUGCCGCUCCUCUACCCGGGUAUGCCCAGCCACCACCAAUGAGCGCUGUACCCAUCCAACCGCCAUACUAUGCAACGAACGGCUACCAGACUGGAUUUCCUGUGGUGCCACCGAUACCACCUCAGCAGCCAGUGCAAGUGCCAUAUGUAGUUCCUACACCAAUGGGCACCCCGGUGCCUCCAGUACCUGCUGUCGUGCCCACCAUGCCUGCUCCUGUACCACCUGUACCGACACGAUAUCCAGUCCCCCAAGUGCAGCCUCCGGUCACCACCAUUCCAGCUUCUAUGGUUAGUCCAUAUGUUCCAGCGGCUCCUGUUAAACCAGUCACCGCCCCUCAGCUGGUGCCAAGUUUACCACCUCAAGGACAGAAAAGGAGAUUUACAGAGGAGUUGCCUGACGAACAAGACUCUGGCCUGCUGGGCUACCAGCAUGGACCCAUUCAUAUGACUAAUUUAGGUACAGGCUUCCUGGGCCAGAACAAGGUGGAGACUCCAGCCGCUAAACCUGAACCAGCCUCCAGCAAAGAGCGAGAGAGGGACAGGCAGCUGAUGCCCCCACCAGGGUUACCAAUGUUAACGCAGAAGAGUCCAGAGGAGCGAGGGAGCGCGCGGAGCUGUGACGGUGCAGAUGGUGAGUGUUGUGAGCCCAAGAAGCUCUGCUCUGUCUGGUGGGCGCUCAUUCUGCCAGCACAGAACCCCCCCCCCCCUUCUCUGCCAAGGUCACUGAUCAGCACUCACACCGGAAGCUGCUGCAGGACCCCGCUAUUGAGCCGGUCCUGUGUAUAUGAUACUGUCCCCCACCCUGUGAGACCUUUAUACAGAGGGUGGGAGACAGCUUGUUACACUCUCUGGUGUCAUCUCUAACUGCAUAUUUUUGUAUUUUUUUUGUGUCUCUUUUUUUUUUUUUUUCUUCUCCAUUUUCUCUUAUCUUCCAUGACCGUGGACCGUGUUGCCCGUGCUGCGGUUGACCUGACGCGUGACCUGUCCGGGGGGAACCUUCUUGCCUGUUACAUGGUUUCCGACUAAUGUAUUUAUUUCUUAUGAAUUAACGGAUGCGGGUAUUUUGUCUCUCGUUCUUUGUUCCUUUUUUAUAUUUCUUCCCCCCGCCCUCCGAUACCUCCUCUGUUUUGUCUCCCCUCCCCCUCUCCCCCCUUGGCUGCUGUUCUUACAUUUUUCAGAUACCCCCACCAAGAAGCUAAAGACUGACAAAACCUUUGGUCUGGUAGCCUACGCCGGAGACUCUUCCGAUGAGGAAGAAGAGCACGGGGGCCACAAGAAUUCAGGUUCCUUCUCUCAAGGGUGGAAUGUAGGAUACCAGUAC